CUUGUAUGGUGCUGUCAUAUGGACCGGCAUAUGAAGCUCAUUGAUGCUCAGGGACACAGUCUGCUUCUGUCCGGCUCACGGAUACACGCAGACGGCUUUGUUUUGGCCGGACUGGACAAAUAUACAUACAAACAUACAUAUACACACAAAGAUGCCUACGCAGAAGCAAGCAGCGCCAUCUCAUCUACUACUCUAGAUCAAAUCAACAGCUGCACAGCGAAGACCUCCUACUGGCGAAUGAAUAUGAAGACACAGAUGACACACUGCACAUACGCAAAACGCAUUCAAUGAACUGUACACAGCGCCAUCCACACAACGCAAUGCAAUGCAAAGCACCCGACUCACUCACCCACCCCCUCAGCUGCACAGCUACGAUCUGUAGACGGCCCCUGACCUCUCGCGGUCGAAGGUUUUGCGGCACAUGGGGCACUCUCUCUUGCGGUACUUGCGCCAGCACUUGUCGCACAGGCACAUGUGGCGGCAGGGACUCAGUACAAUGGUGGCGCGCUCGUCCAAACAGACCACACACUUCUGCAGGUCCUCGGCCUUCUCCUUGGCCUGCACCUCGAGCUCACGCAGCUGCCGCUCCUGGUCAGACAAACCGGCCAAUCGGCCCACUAGCCGGUCGCGGGCAGAUGCCAGCUGCUGCAGGGCCUCCUGGAUGUCGUUCUGCAGACUGUGGAUGCCCUCCUGGUCGGUGUGCUCGAGCCGAUCGGCAGACAACCUGAUGACAAAGGCAUGCAUGACGAGAGACAGGCCAGCGAUACGUUGGCUUUUCGUUCUUUUAAGCGGCGCCCACUUGUCGAUGCUAGCAGAGUCGAGGCAGCCCACGUCUGCCUGCAGCUCGCGGACAGAUGCCUCUAACCUGCACACACACAGACAAUAGAGAAACACGAAAUCUGUGACCCUUUCAUCGCGCCGCCUACUCGCGGAUCUUCUUGUGUGCGGCGUCCCUCUCUUUCACGGUGCCGUCCAGGCGGGCCUUUAACCUGUGAGGGAAACCAGUCGGCAUGUGGCUGAGCGGUGCCCUGUGUGGCUGGAUGGCCGCUCACCUGCUCUUUUCGUCACUGAGGGUGUGGGCCUGUCGCUGAGCGGCAGCUAUGGCCUCGCCCUUGCUGGCCUUCUCCCUCUCGGCCACCUCUACCUGCUUGUCUAACCUGCACCAGACACAAACCCGUAUGGCCGAUGCAGCUGUGCCUCGUUAGUGUCCUCACUUGGUGGUCAGCUGCUUGGCCUCCUUCUGGGCUUUGGUGCAUUCUUGCUUCGCCUGCUGCAGCGAUGUGCUGAGGGACUUGACCUUCUGACGGUCAGGCUCUCCCCUGCACCGCACGUAUAAGUGUAGUCUCCUGUUCUCUGCUGGCUGCUUCUUCUCACUUGUUGCGUUCGGCAUUCAGGGUGAUCUCUGUCUGUCUGAGGGCCUCUCGGGCAGCAUCGCGCUCGCGGAUGGCCGCCGAAUACCUCUCCUCCCAGCCCUUGACGACCUCUCCAUACCUGCAUUGAUCCAUCAGACACAGCCAAAUGCAGGGAGUGGUGGUGGCGGUCGCCCACCUGGCUUCGCUUUCGAUGGGAUCGAUGUCUGCCGGCCUCGCUGGGGUUCGUGUGGCGUCCUUCAUAUCCACAGCGUCCCUGCAACCCACCGAACACACAAAACAGUGCUUUCUGUACGACGGUUGCUGCCACCUACUCGGUGGUGCUCUCUGCGGCAUCAGUGUCUGGGCGCCUCUCCUCCACUCGUGUGCCUUCCCUCUUGUCCGCAGGACGACCCUUCUUCAGUCUGUUCUUAUCGCGCUUGCUGAGGCGCUGUGUGCCCGCUGGAGUGGUGCCAGCAAAACCACAGACAGACCCAUCAUGCAGCCGUUGUCAUAUUCCCUGUCCUUUGUCCCUUUCUUGCCUUCUUCAGAUUCCUUCAGCCGAUCCAUGGGCUUCUCCUUGAGCCAUCUGGUGGCGAAGAGCAGACGGCGGCGCACCCGCCGAUUGGCCAGCAGCGAGGCGACAACACAGCAGAGCACCAGAGCCACAGACCACGGCGAGGAGAAGAACCGCAUGAGGUGGGUCUUAUCUAAAACCACACAGAGACAGAUAAAAAAUGGUCUCUUCUUCUUUCUUCCUUCGGCUGACAUUCGUGGCUGAGGAGAAACCAUCCGAGGCUUCCGUGACCCUGAAAGCACGCAGUCAUGCAACCAGUACCAUUCCACAGGGGUGAGCUGCGCAGCUACUGUAGAGCACGGUCUGCCUACCUCUUUGAAAGCCUCGCCAGCUGGCAUGCGUCCUUUGCGAUUUGAAACGAUAAUCGGAUCUGCAGACGCGCUAAGCAGCUUGGUCACUGUAUCCCAGCAGCCACUGAACACAGAUAUUCAAGAUCUAUGGGGUGUUCAAUAGUCCACUCACUCACCCGAUUGCAGCAAAAUGAAGUGCAGUGAUUUUUUCAUAUCCGACAGCAUUGGCAUCUGCUCCGGACGCGAGGGCCAGCUCAAGCAUUCUCCCAUGCCGAGCGUCACACGGAUGGGGAAAGCGCCGGGAAUGACUGCAGGUGCAUGAGGUUGCCCACAGCAACAGUGUCAAUUCCUUUGCCAUCCGACUACUGUCGGCAGGCAAUGGAUGCUUCACUACUGCAUUGACGUCCGCUCCGUGUCGGAACAACACCUCUACCGACUCAACAUGACGCCUGCGCGCGGCCACAAGAUGAGGCAUCCACAAAUCCGGCCGGUGUUCCCUCGCCUCGACACCCGCCGCAAGAUGAGGCAACCGGUGUACGGGCUUCACGUGUGCGCCUGAACCGGACUAAAGGGACAUGAAUGACUCGCGGCCGCAUCAUUUCGUGGUGCUGACCGAACUCUAUGAGCGUUUCCACGACGUCUGGCCAGUCGCCAUCGUUGAUGGCGAUGAACAACGGAGUCUGCAAAUUGUUGUCGCGGCCAUUCACGUCAAGUGCCCGCCUGCUGCUGUUGGCUGCCUCCAUCAGUGUCCUGACGAGUCUGGAGUCACCCGUCGUGGCAGCAUAGUGGAGAGCCGAGAACCCCUCGCUAUCGACGUCGUCCAGCGCCCGCAUGCGAGGCAGCAAGAGCUUCAUCAUCUGCAGGGGACUCAUGCCGUUGAUUGCCAACAUGAGUGACGUCUUGUUGUCGGGCCUGCCCUCAUUCGGGUUGGCGCCCUCGUCCAGCAGGUGCUGCGCCGCAACUACAUCCCCCUGAAAGAAAAAGAGAGGAUCACACACGACAAAUGCAGCAGGCGCUGCCAUGCCCCUCACACACCAAGACAGCAGCGUUCUUCAGCGCCUGUACAGCCGCCAGACUGGCCGAUGGCCGCCCUGCAAAGCAGAAGGAUGUUGACAAACAAAUGGAGUGACGGUCGGUGUGGGUGGCUUACCUGCGUGUCCAUUUGCUGCAAGGAGGAGGGAGAUCAAAAGCAACAUCAUCAUCACGCCAUCCCUCUUCAUCGCGCCCAAACCUGCGAGCUCAU
Molecule: messenger RNA, 3459 nt
Organism: Vitrella brassicaformis
Lineage: Eukaryota; Vitrellaceae
Source: the annotation of a GenBank genome assembly